CAGGGAGGGGCCGGCAUAUGUAAAACGUGGAGAGCAAAGCCUUCCGAGUAGGUACUGAUUUAAUCUAUCAAAAUGGUUUUAAAGAAGAAGAAAGAAAUUCAGGUAGAUGCCUUUGUUCUUGAUCAGCAACAGCUUGAAAGCCUUCAGUCUUUUGCAGAUUCAGAAGGACAGAACCUAGCCUCUCUUCUUUUGCGCUGUGGGAUGUUGACUGAUGGUAUUCAGCAAAUCCACUGUAUCAAACAGAUUGUGCCUUUACUUCAAAAGAUGGAUGCAACUUCUGUGUGUGAUUCCAUGGUUAAAAACUGUAUAGAUAUUGUGGGAGUGAUAUUUUUGUCACUGGAUAUAAAGAAUCCUUUGAAAAAGGUAUUGGCAAGCUCUCUAAAUGGCCUUCCUGAAUCUCUUCUGGCAGAAGCGACUCAUAGUUUUAUUGAUUGCCUCAGAGAAGAAUUAAAAACUACGGAUGUGUCUCAGUAUAGGAAGAUUAUGGAAAACCUUGUUUCUUGUGUGGAAAAUACCAAUAUAGGUAAACUAAGUCUGAAUACUCUGCUGGAAGAAGCUCUUCAGUUUCUACAGAAGUCGUUACUUGACAUAGAGGAUGAAAAUAGAAAGCUCAGUGGAAAUCGUAUUGCCCAAACUCAGCUGAUGCAUGAUUUGUUGAUGGGUGUUAAAGUUUCAAUGAUGUUGAUACAAAAAAUGCAAGCAAAUAUUCAGGAAGAUCUUUGGAAGAAAGUGGACUCUCUUAUAUGGAAAACUAUGUGCGGGCUACUGAACACCUUUACAUGCUUUUUAAUCAACGAAGAACUCUUACAGACUGUCCAGUCUACAGCAGGGUUGGCUCUUGUUCUCUUUAUUAAGACGAUGUUUGAACCAGUUGAAAAGCUGCCUUGCUUGAUCAGCAACUUGCUUCGUGGCUCACUGAAAUGUUCAGAUGUCCCAAACUGGUUUAUGGACAGCUGUGGGAGCCUUUGCACAGCUGAAAUUUCAGACUCAGUUCUCCUUUUUGUUUGCCAUGGAGCACUUGCCAUGUUAGAAUGGAGGAAUGGCAGCAUGGGGCAGAAUGGAGUGAAACUGCUCUUGGAUAUUGCCUCUGUUUUGUUGACCCUGAGUACACGGUUAAAAGAGUCUAACGUGGCAGCAUCCUUGUCAAGAGUUUUAGCUAUUUGGACUAAUUCAGCGCUGAGUGCUUUUGAGUCAAGUUUCGAAAACUUGGAUCUCCAUCUCAAUGGAAACUCAGACACGAUUAGAAAAAUGCUGGAUUAUGUGUACGCUCAUUGGGAACAUCCUUUGGAUGCUGUUAGGCAUCAGACCAAACUGAUUUUUAAGAAUAUCCUCCAAAUACACCAGGCCACCAUAAGAGAGUCAGCUAUAAAACUGGACCCUUUCUUGUUGGCAUUGACCGAGAGUUUGUUAAAUUUAGAAUGGCACGUUAAAGGCAAGUAUUCAUCACUUGGCUGUCUCGUGGAGUGCGUUGGCUGUGAUCAUGUUCUGGCGAUGGAUAGGACAAUUCCUGCUCAGAUCUUGGAUGUAAUGAGUGAUCAGUCUUUUGCACCUUAUGCGAGUGAUCUGUUGGAAAUCAUGUUUAUGAGUCACAAGAAGCAUCUUACAUCUGUGAUGGAAGGAAAAGCCUGGAUUGACAGUUGGCAUGAGACUUGGGUAUCUCCUCUGCUUUUAAUUUUGUGUGAUGGAAAUUCAGAGCAAGCCACUUAUAUAACAGAUUAUUACCUACCAAGGUUGCUAAAGUGUAGUCCUGAAAGCUUGAACUACAUGAUUAAAAUCCUUCAAACUUCAGCUGAAUCCAGUGUUGGUAAGGACAAGCUCUUAUAUUUAUAUAUGUUCUACUUCUGGAGUUUUUAAAAUAGUUUAGGUUCCUGCAAUACCAGAGGUGCGCUUGGAGCUUUAAUGGCAUGCCUGAGGACAGCCAGGGCCCACGGGCACCUACAGUUUGCAGCUAUCAUGCAUGAUGGCCUUGUGUCUGUUGGAUGUAUUAAACAAGGCUUAGUUCAUCAACAUGAUCAGGUACGGAUAGAUGCUUUAGGUUUGCUUUGUGAAAGCCACCGAAGCACAGAAACUAUCUCCCUGGAAGAGAUGCAAUUGAUUAAGUUUUUUAUUAGAUACAACUUGAACAACCAGUCUCCAGCAGUGAGGCAGCAGAUCUGUUCCUUGUUGAAAAAGUUCUUCUGUCGGAUAUAUGAAAGUUCUCAAACAAUUUAUAAAAUACAGCAAAUGAAACCAAAACAAGAUCCAGUCAAGCUGUUGAAGUGGAGUCCGUUAGUGACUUUACAAGAGUAUAAGGAUUUCAUGACAUCUCUCUGUGAUAUGCUUUUUGGAGCCCUGUUUCCUGGCUCAUCUCAUCCAACCAGAUUUACUGCAUUGACUGUUUUGGGAGUAAUAGCUGACAUAUUUCCGGUUUCAGAAGGCCAGAGCCAAGUAUUAUUUCAGAUAACACAAGAAGUUGACCCUAGUCGUGUUCAAACUCUACUGCACUGUUUUGCCAGCACAUUUGAGGAAGUAAAGAUCUUGGCAUUUGAAUUGCUGAUGAAGUUUCAUCGUGUGCUCCCUUAUUUCCAGGAUCCUGAAAAAAUGCAGCCGUUGUUUCAAGUGACAAUGCAGCUCAGCACAAGUACCAAGCCCUAUGAUUGCGUGACUGCUUCUUAUCUUCUGAACUUCUUGAUACAUCAGGAAGGCCUGCUCCAGGUCUGUUUAAAAAAUCACCUACUUGUGGACACAUUUCAGCCAGAUAAGGAUAUCUCGUCUAACCUAGUGGAAAAGAACACUUUGGCUGUUAUUAAGUACUUGUUAGAAAACCUUGAAGCAGAAAUCAUGCAAGCUGAAAAGUCUCUACUGCAAGCAGCUGCUUCAUUCCCAAUGUAUGGCAGAGUACAUUGCAUAACUGGAACCUUGCAUCAGUUACCAUUAAAUAAUUUGACACUGAUUCCUGAAUGGAAACAGAUAGUGGCAAAGCUUAUCCUGAUGUCUUUUAAGCUUUCUGCUGUAGUGUCCCCAGUAGUUCAGAGUUCAUCGCCUGAAGGACUUAUUCCAAUGGAUACUGACUCAGACACUUCAGAGCGUUUGCAGUUGGUUCUCCGAGAAAUACAACCCUGUGAUACCAAUGAUUAUUUCACAGAAGCAAAAUUGUUGAAAGAACACUCUGAACUGGAUUGCGCCACUGAAAGAUCUGAAAACAUUUGCACUGAAAUUAGAGGAGAAGAGCAGCAGACAUGUGAUGUAACGGCUCAAAUGGUGCUGGUGUGUUGCUGGCGAAGUAUGAAGGAGAUAUCGUUACUUUUAGGCAAGUUGUGUCAGCUUCUGCCGUUGCAAGCCCUUCCUGAUUCUUCAGAUGUGCUGAUAACUGUAGAGCAGGUGAAAGAUAUAGGGGAAUAUUUCAAGAAUCAUCUCCUGAAGUCCAGGCACAGAGGGGCAUUUGAGUUAGCAUAUUCUGGCUUCAUAAAGCUCACUGAAGUAUUCUCAAGAUGUAACAGUGAGAGUCUGCACAGGCUGCCACAGCAGUGGCUAUUCAAUGUAUUAGAAGAAAUUAAAUCUAGCAACCCUGCAUCUAAACUCUGUGCCACCAGACGCAGUGCUGGGAUUCCAUUCUACAUACAGGCUUUGCUAGCUUCAGAACCAAAAAAGGGUAAAACAGGAUUGCUAAAAAUGACAUUGAAAGAGUUGAUAUCUUUGGCUUCACCUUCAAACACACCCCGAAGCACUAUCGCACAGGUUCAUGCUUUAAAUAUCUUAAGAGCUUUGUUCAAGGAUACCCGCUUAGGAGAAAACAUCAUUCCUUAUGUUGCAGAUGGAGUGAGAGCAGCAAUAUUAGGUUUUACGUCUUCUGUCUGGGCUGUAAGAAAUUCAUCUACACUCCUCUUUAGUACACUAAUUACAAGAAUAUUUGGAGUUAAAAGAGGGAAGGAUGAGAACUCGAAAAAAAACAGAAUGACGGGGAGAGAGUUUUUUACUCGAUUUCCAAACCUUUAUCCAUUCUUGCUGAAUCAGUUGGAAGUGGUAGCUAGUGCAAUAGAGAGUGAAGGUGGUGAGUUGAAGCUCCAUCCAAGUUUGUUCCUUGUACUUUUGAUCUUGGGUAAACUGUAUCCUUCACCAAUGGAUGGCACUUACUCUGCCCUCAGCAUGGCACCCUUCAUCCCAUUCAUUCUGAAAUGUGGUCACUCUGCUGUGUAUCGUUCACGUGAAAUGGCGGGUCGAGCCCUCGUUCCUUUUAUUAUGACAAAUCAGGUGUCACAGACAGUGAAAUCUUUGUUGGCAGAUUUACCAGAUGGCACUGACCUUUGUGUGCGACAGAAUGCUGUUCAUGGAACACUGAUACAAGUCUUUCACUUGCUGCAGUCCCACUUGGAGUCCAAACGCAGAGCUAAUUCAGAUUUUCAACAAGGCUUGAGUGACAUCAUCUCUUCUGUUGAAGCCAAGCUGUGGCUGGCAAAAAGACAAAAUCCUUGUCUGGUGACUAGAGCAACAUAUCUUGAUGUUCUUGUUCUGCUGAGUAAUUACAUUGGAAAAUCUAGAAUAAAAGGAGAUGAGUUUAAAAGAUUUUGGGAGAAAAUGGCUACAAUUGUCUCUGAUUCUGAGCUGACAACAGGCAUCACCUACUCAUCUGCAGUGCCAGGAUUUGCACAGUAUCUCCAAAGUAUCACCAAACUAUUAAUAUCGAUGCUUUCAGUGACUGCUCAUCUUGGAUUUGCAAACCACGGUUUACUUGAAACAGGGAAAGGAACAGAUCCUUGUUUAUCAGUUGUGCAUCUGCUACAUUCUGAUUUCCAUGAAGUGCGCUUGUUGGUCUUCGAAGCGAUCCUGCUGUGGUUGAAACAAAUGGGUUGUAAACAUAUGGCUGAAGAAGGAGGAAAAGGCGUUUUGUUUCUACUGUCUGGUUUGGAGGAGAUGCUUCUUAGAAUAGCCAUAAAGGAAAAGCAUCCAGAAUGUUUUUGCAAGGUAUUGGAGGUUCUGUAUUGUAUGGAUUUCAGAAAAGUACUUCCAAAGACAGAAGAUACCAUAAAAAUGAAUCCAAGGGAUUUCUUGCGUUGGAUUAUGAAUGUUGCAGAAGCUUCUGACAGCAUUGAUAUUCAAAGCAUAUCCCUUAAGCUUGCUUCAAAUGUGAUCAUCCAUCUUGUACAAAAUUGGCAGGAGGAACUACAGUCAGAGAUGAAACUGUGGAUUCAGAUAGUCACCUAUUGUUGUGAAGAUGAACAACAGACUGAUCUCAAGUUGGCUGCUGCAGAUGUGCUUGUAAAUGUUGCACCAUUUUUCCUAACCAGUCAGAAUCUUCUUUUGGGUGUGUCUGAUACACUGCUUCUUUGGAAGUGCGUUAUUCAGCUGUUGCAAAGUGAAGAGCAGACAGUAAGAGACGCAGCUGCUGGUGUCAUCAGAGUGGCCCUGUCUCAGGAGAGCAUCUUUAGAAAUACGGAGCUUGACUUCCAUGUCGUAAAUGCAUCAAUGGCCUUGGAUUUAACAUUUUCCAUACUAUGUGAACUGUUACAGCAGUGGAAACAGACCAGUGCUGGAAUCCCUGUCUUGCUAGAGUGGUUGCUAGGAAAAGAAGAUCUGAAAGAUUUUGAGACUACAGCCUUGGUGGAAAACGACCAUCUGUUUGACAAAGGACAAACGAAUUUUUGGGCAGAGAAAUUAACACAUGCGAGACAGCUCAGCGAACAUCUCCUUCAGCUCAUACCAGUGACUAUUGUUAGUCCAUGUGAUCAAGGGAAACUCCAGCAGUUGAAAAGAUCAGCAUCUGAUCAAGCCCAGUUUGUGACACAGCUUCUGAAAAAAAUGCCUCCAGUUCCAGAAUUUUCUCGGACUAUGGAAUUUACCAAGUUAGCUAUUCAAAAGGAGAGAAUAUCAAUUUGCCUUAAGAUACUAACUUCACUUGAUGCUAGAAAUCAAGCUUGCAGGAAACAGGAAAGGCUUAAGAAAGACAACUGUUGAAAAUGUGGUCACUAAUGGCUCCAGUUUAAUUAUGCUGUGCACAAAAGAUUGGUACAUUUUGCUGUCACAAACAUCUGAGGAACUGUGAUAGUACACAUUAGAUACAUUUUCAUUCUUGAAUCCAUGGUGUUUUCAUUUGUCUUUAGGAAAAAUGUUUCUUCUGUGAACACAUUCAUUUUUUAAUCAGGGCCAGGCAAGGCUUUAUUGCAGCUACUGUAGGAAGCAAAAUUGCUAAACAGUUUCUUUCCAUGUGCCAGGUGCCGGCCACCUGCUGUUCUGAUCUCUUGAUUUUACACCAUAGGUUGUUCUUCCUGUUCAUAUUCCCUUUUGUCAUGAUAUACCAGGAUCCAUGAACAUACAAAUGACUUGAAUUGUGUGUUACUUUUGUAAAGGUAAUAAAGGUAGUUUUUAAUAUCCUUACCUAACUGCCUGGAUAAACGUGAAAAUGUGUCAUUUGUGAAAUAGUAGGAUUUGAGUCCAGAGCCUUUUGGUCUCCAAGGUGUUACUAGACUCAAAUCCUACUGUUCUACUGCAAACCAACACAGCUACCUACCUGAAACUAAGUCAUUUGUGGAAGGGUUUUGCUCCCUUUACCCUUGCAGAUUAAUAUGAAAUGCUAGCCCCCCCCCCCGCAAACUGUUACAGUUCUUUGACUGAAUAUCAAUGUCCAAAAUGAAAUAUGCUGUUCCCCUAAUUGUUCUAUUUCUUAUAUGGCCUCAGUUCUUUAAUGUACAUGUGUGCUUUGCUCCUCUAACAUAAGUAAGUUGCUUUUAAUUUGUAAUCUUUAUCUACCAGGACUGAAACAAUUCCGUACUAUAUUAUCAGACAUCUCACUGGCAAAAUAAGGCUGCUAUCUGACACAUGUUUCCAUAGGAGUUGUAUGUUAGAAAUUUCCUUCUGUAUGUUAAAUUCAGAAACAAGUUGAGGUUGAGUGCAACUGCAAUAGGGCUUUCUGACCCUACUCAGCCACAGCACCAGGAAGGAAUCUGCUUACAAAUAACAACUUUUGCCUUCUGUGCAACAGGUUAACUCCAAUAAAUGCUCAUACAUAGGUAUUUUAGGAGUCAUAGAAAUUCCCAAACAGUAAUGUACCUUGCUAUUUAUUGUUUUUACAUUAAAAUUCUGUAUAAUUCAUUAAAAAAAUUUCCUUUCCGA
Eublepharis macularius is the source of this 7086-nucleotide messenger RNA. RefSeq names its product THADA armadillo repeat containing (gene THADA). Gene Ontology annotation, cellular component: cytosol. Lineage: Eukaryota; Metazoa; Chordata; Lepidosauria; Squamata; Eublepharidae. The record is from RefSeq and is a predicted model, not a curated record. Gene Ontology annotation, biological process: tRNA methylation. The transcript is spliced from 38 exons.